Poeciliopsis prolifica (blackstripe livebearer) is the source of this 9933-nucleotide messenger RNA. It is a transcript of the gene agrn, whose product is annotated as agrin. The transcript has 35 exons. Gene Ontology annotation, biological process: cell differentiation; multicellular organism development; G protein-coupled acetylcholine receptor signaling pathway. Lineage: Eukaryota; Metazoa; Chordata; Actinopteri; Cyprinodontiformes; Poeciliidae. The coding region runs from base 1785 to 7595 and encodes 1936 amino acids. Gene Ontology annotation, cellular component: membrane. The record is from RefSeq and is a predicted model, not a curated record. Gene Ontology annotation, molecular function: calcium ion binding; laminin binding.
UGCGCUGUCUCUCUCGCUCUCUCAUUAUGCGCUCAUCCAUUUCGCUGGCUGGGGGCUGCGAAGCCAGUGCUCUGCUCCGGAGGCGAGUGUUUGGGAAGCCCAGCGAUAUGCCACUGCUGUUUUCCCCACAAAAACAGGAAGGAAACAAAAGGCGGACCAAAGUCUUAGGAUCAGCUUUUCCUUCUUCCAGCACUCCUUCCUUUUCGCUCACUUGCAGCCUGUCUCCUUCUGUCCGCUGACUUCUCUCACUCAUUCACUCCCCGACACUCUGGCUGGCCGACCGAGCGUGCUGACACCGGGACCGCUACCUGCUACCCUGGGGAUUUGACAGCGCUCCAGGAACCUGCUGCCGAGUUUGUCGUUUUUACGGUCAGUGAAUGGUGGAUGCACCUCAUGGAUGAACUGGAGUAUACAACGGACUGGAUGAGGGAGUAAAUGUUGGAUACCUGAGGAUGAGUAUUUCUUUCCUGACCUUGCCAGAACAAAUGGAGAAUUAAGGAUUGUCUUGAUCUAUUUUCACUCUACCAGACUCAAUCUACCUCAGUCACUGAGUGUCUUCAGUCUUUAUUUUGUUGAAAAUCAGGAGCAGUGACAGUUGUGGACCGUCCGCCUGAGUGGGACUGGUCACCUUCUAACUUUUUCCCUCUCUGUGACACUUCCUCUGAACUGCUAUUGGCCUCAGUGGGGCCACCAGGGCUGCAGGGGAAGGGGGCAGCGGCUUACCCCCUCCAUAAGACCUACUUGAAAUAAAAGGGUACUGAACCGUGGAGUAGUGACCGACGGGUUGGAAAAACAAGUCUUCUCCUUGCUCUUGGGAGCAUAGCGUUCCUAGUAAAAUAUUCAGACGCUUCCCAGCCAACCACCUCAACAGAUAUAAAUUUGUUCCAGUUAGGAUGUCAGCAUUGGAGGGAUUUUUGUACUUCACCAUCAACCAAAGAAGCCAGUCCGUUGGAUGCAAAGAGUUUUUUGUAAGCUAAAAAAAGGAGCAUCAAACCACACCCACAGGGAACCUGGAAAGCCACCCCCGCUUUGAGAAAUACUUUUGACCCAUGCGAAGGAUCUUGUUUUGGUCUGAAAGUCUUUUGAAGGGAGGGAUGUUGGAGGAGCCCCUUUCACAAUCAACUAAUUACGAGUCAGGGUCACAGAGAGGAAAGGACUGGAUUCUUUUCAUGGAUUUACCAUCAAACUGCCAUGGAAAAUUUCCAAGUGGAUAUCUGACAAUCCCAAACACCCACAUACCUAACACACACAUUUCUAGCUUAUAGAUCCAUGCCAACAGCUCUGUAACACAAAUUGCAAAGCACAUUAUCACCACCUACUUAAAUCUUAUCGACACACGUCUGUGCUGUGAGUUUAUACGGAUAGUUGCACAUUAAAUUCCCAUUAGUUUGGGUGUUUGCCAUCAGGGAUUGAGGGAAUGGAGGUCAUUCGGACAGGUGGGGUGCUGUACGAGUCCCCGCUCACACUGUCUGUCUUUUAGCCCCAAAUGGAUGUUAUUAUCUGUGAAAAAUGUGCCGCCCGCAAACUGCUGAAAGCUUUCCGCUGCGACUCUCUGACAGAAACAGUCACCAGGUCCCUGUGACAGUGCACUGUUGGAACCGCCGCUGAGACUGCAUCCAUUAUUCAUCUUUUUUUCUUUUUUUUAAAAUUAGUUUUGUUUUUGUUAUUUCCACCCCCGCCCCACCGCCAUCAUUUUUUCCAACGGGUCCCUGGGCGCCCCCCGGCGUUCUCCUCGGCCCGUUGUCUCCCCCGCUCUGGAGGGGAGGGGGCCGCUGGACUGGAGCAUGAGCGCCUGCCACUAUCCUUCGCCGGCGCCAGAGCAGGAGCGCAGGUACCAGCACAAAGUGUCGCUGGUGGUGCGCUACUUCAUGAUCCCCUGCAACAUCUGCCUAAUCCUGCUGGCCACAUCCACGCUGGGCUUCGCCGUUCUGCUGUUCCUCAAUAACUACAAACCAUCUCACUUCACUCCAGCCCAGCCUCCUGAUGGCUGCAGAGGAAUGCUGUGUGGCUUUGGGGCGGUGUGCGAGAGGAACCCCACCGACCCAUCCAAGGGCGAGUGUGUUUGCAAGAAACUCGACUGUCCAUCGUUGGUGGCUCCUGUUUGCGGUUCCGACACCUCCACCUACUCCAACGAGUGUGAGCUAGAGAAGGCUCAGUGCAAUACACAGCGCCGGAUCAAGGUGCAGCGAAAGGGGCCCUGUUCUCUGAAGAAUCCCUGCGCCGAGGUGACCUGCAGCUACGGCAGCACCUGCGUCCAGUCGUCGGACGGUCUGUCAGCUAAAUGCAUGUGUCCCCUCAGCUGCGAUGGCAAGCCCGAUCAGAUGGUGUGCGGCAGUGAUGGGAAGGACUACCGCAACGAGUGUGAGCUCCAUCAGCAAGCCUGCAAGAACCAGAAGAACAUCCGGGUCCAAUUUCAAGGACCCUGUGACCCAUGUAAAGACAGCGAGAACAGCCUCAACACCAUCUGCCGAGUCCAGGCCGUCACACGCCAGCCGCAGCUCUACAGACCACCAGAGUCAUGCCGACCAGAAUCCGAGCCUCUGUGCGCCAGCGACGGUCACACCUACCUCAGCGAGUGCGCCAUGAUGGCCACCGGCGUGCAGAAGGGCAUCAGCCUCAGGAAGAUUCACGCCGGAGCGUGCAGAAAGUCGGAGACGUGCAGAGAAGACUGCCUGUUCAACGCCGUGUGUGUGGUGGAGCAGAGCGGCGCCCGCUGCUCCUGUGAUCCCAUCGAGUGUGAUGACACCUACAAGCCGCUGUGCAGCGUGGACGGGCGCACCUUCCCCAACAACUGCUUGCGCCGCAAGGCCGAGUGCCUCAGCAAGAGCCUGAUUAGGACCAAGCAGCCAGGGCCCUGCGAUCUCAACGCUCUGAGCCCCUGUUUGACGAAGACGUGCACACACGGCGCCAUGUGUGUGGUGAAGAACAACGAGCCAGUCUGUGAGUGCACCGAGGCCUGCACCCUGACCUCCGACCCUGUCUGCGGGUCUGAUGGCCAGAGCUACCGAAGCCCCUGCGAGAUGCGAGCGAUGGGUUGCACUCUGCAGAGGGACAUCCGGAUCCAGCACAAAGGACCGUGUGAUGAAGCCUGCUCCAACUGCUCCUUUGGGGCGAUCUGCGACGCCCAGAGUGGGCGCUGCGUGUGCCCGUCGGAGUGCGUGGAGUCGCACCAGCCCGUGUGCGGCAGCGACGGUCACACCUACCACAGCGAAUGUGAGCUGAACGUGCGGUCCUGCAUGGAGCAGGUGGAGCUGCGGGUGGUCAGCCAGGGAGAGUGCAAAAUGUGCGGCAACACCGUCUGCAGCUUUGGUGCCCAGUGUGUGGAGAGGAAGUGCGAGUGCCUGCAGUGCAGUGGGGAGGCCAGCGCCCCGGUGUGCGGCAGCGACGGCAUCACCUACAGCAACGAGUGUGAGCUCAACAGGUCCGCCUGCGAGCACAAGAGGAAAAUUGAUGUGGCGAAGCACGGCAGCUGUGAGGAAGAAUGUGGCUCGGGGGCAUCUGGCUCCGGACUGGAGAGCUGCGAACAGGAGCGCUGUAUGAUGUAUGAUGGGAUUUGGAACGAGGACGAAGAGGAUGAACGCUGCAUCUGCAGCUUUAACUGUGAGAGCGUGCCACUCAACGAGGUCUGUGGCUCAGAUGGGAAAACUUACCGGAAUGAGUGUGAGCUAAAAAACACCAAAUGUUUGGAAAGGAGGCUCUUGUUGAUUCAGAGUCAGGGUCCCUGUGCAGAGAAUUAUGUUACGUCUCCGACAGAGCUGACGGCGCCGCAGCACUGCGGCCUCUCUCCGUACGGCUGCUGCUCUGACAACAUCACCGCCGCCUUAGGGCUCGGACAGGCCGGAUGUCCCAGUACCUGUCAGUGUAACGUCCAUGGCUCCUACAAAGGCUCCUGCGACCCGACCAGUGGCCAGUGCUCCUGUAAGCCGGGGGUCGGCGGGCAGAAGUGUGACCGCUGUGAGCCGGGCUUCUGGAACUUCCGUGCCAUCAUCACUGAAGGCAUGAGCGGCUGCACGCCGUGCAGCUGCGAUCCCACCGGUUCGGUCCGGGAUGAUUGUGAGCAGAUGUCGGGCCUGUGCUCCUGCAAAACAGGGAUGAAAGGCUUGAAGUGCAACGUGUGUCCAGAUGGAAGCAGGAUGGGCAUGAACGGCUGUGACCACGGCCCUGAUGCCCCAACAUCUUGUGAAGAGUUGCUCUGCAGUUAUGGAGCCACCUGCCUGGAGGAAAAUGGCCAGGCCCACUGUCAGUGCCCGCCACCUGACUGCGACUUAAGAAACAAGACAAAGGUGUGCGGUUCAGAUGGGGUGACCUAUGCUGACCAGUGCCAACUGAGGACCAUCGCCUGCAGACAGGACAAGGACGUUAGCGUGCAGCACUCUGGACAGUGCACAGAAAACAUCUCUGACGCGGCAGACCGACCCACCUCCAACCCUCCGCCCACCACCACCGGCCCAGCCUCAACGGCCGUCAUCACUACCACCCCCGAUCCCUUCAUCUCUAACAUGGUGUACGCCAUCCCGCCUCCAAUGACGGCCCAGCCGGCAUCCAUGGAGCCGCCUGACACCACCGCCGUCUUUUCUUCCACCUCCUCCCCCGGCCGCGUUCCAUCCAACCGCAUCCAGUCAUCCGCCACCUCGGGCCCUCUGGAGGGCUCGGGCAGCGGCGACCCGAGCGGUGACGAAGAAGAAGAGGAGGAUGGACGGGAUGUUGGUAGUGGCGUCCAGUCGGAGGCCAGCGGUUCAGACGAUUCUGGCGGUUCGCCGGUGGCAGGUUCUGCUGCUGCUGCCACUGCUGAAGAGAGGUCCUCCUGUGACAACACAGAGUUCGGCUGCUGUCCCGACGGAAAGACCCCAUCCAGCAGCCCAGAGGGCGCCAACUGCCCCCCCACAAUGAAAUUCCUGGGCUUCCUGCACCUCGACCAGGUAGAUGACCAGGAGAUUUUCUACACCCCUGAGAUGGAGGACCCCAAGUCUGAGCUGUUUGGAGAGACAGCCCGCAGCAUAGAGAGCGCCCUCAAUGAGAUGUUCAGGAAGUCCCAGGUGCACAAGGACUUCAUGGGAGUUCGAGUUCGUCAGCUGGCUCCAAGCGGCUCCAUUAUGGCACUAGUGGAGGCCCAUUUCAGACCUGAUACGAGAUACAGCGUGGAGGAUAUCGAGGGAGCGCUGCUGAAACAGCUCAAGGCUUCCAAAGACACCAGCAUCUCUGUAAAGAAGCCAACGGCAGAGAAUAUUCGCUUCACUAAUGAUGGUCUGUCCACCAUCCCACUGUUUACCACCGCCGCCGCCGCCGUCACCACAGCCUCCCCCGUCCCCACAUCUAGGCCUCAUUCCCCUCACUUCACACGCCGCCCACCAGGAACCACCCGCAGGCCCACCAGCUCCAGACGCACCACCACCACGCGGGCUCCGCCCACCAAAACCCUGCGUAGCACCUCAGCGCCGCUCGCUACGACCGGGUGGUCCAGAACCCAGAAGCCCUGCGACUCCAACCCGUGCCUCAACGGGGGAACCUGUGAAAACGACGGUGACGAUUUCAGCUGCAAGUGCCUGGCUGGACGAGGAGGGGCAGUGUGUGAGAAAUCCAUCAGGUACUUCAUCCCAUCAUUUGGUGGCCAGUCUUUCCUGGCCUUCCCAACAAUGAGCGCGUACCACACGGUCCGCAUCCAGAUGGAGUUCAGAGCGUCCGAGAUGAACGGCCUGCUGCUCUACAACGGCCAAAUGAAGAAGAAAGACUUCAUCUCUCUGGCUCUGGUCAACAGCAGGGUGGAGCUCAAGUUCAACACUGGCUCAGGAACAGGCACCGUGAUCAGCGAAGUCCAGAUCAGCCAGGGUCGCUGGCACCAGCUGGUGGUGACGCGCAGCCGACGGAUCGGCGUGCUCAGCGUGGACAACGAGCCGCACGUCCAAGGCGAAAGUCCCCAUGGGACAGACGGUCUCAACCUGGACACCUCGCUGUUCAUCGGAGGGGUGACGGAUGACCUCAAGCAAGACGUCAGGGAGCGGACUGGGGUCACCGCAGGGCUGGUAGGCUGUAUCCGCAUGCUGGACGUCAACAACCGCAUGCUCAACAUCCAGGAGGCCAACGGAGACAGCUUGUUCGGCGUGGGUGUGGGCGAAUGUGGGAACAACCCCUGCGAGCCGAACCCCUGCAAGAACGGAGCUGAGUGCCAGGUCAAGGAGGCCGAGAUGUUCCACUGCAAGUGCAGCAAUGCAUUCUGGGGUCCAACAUGCGCUGACCUCCAUGACCCCUGCGAACACAGCAAGUGCCACCGGACAUCGCAAUGCAAGGCGCUACCUGAAGGGGGCUAUAAAUGCGAGUGUCCCAUGGGACGAGAGGGGAAGCACUGUGAGAGAGUGGCUGAGCGUAGCGGCGUUUACAUGCCUCUGUUCAGCGGAGACUCAUACCUGGAGCUCAAGGGGCUUCAUCUCUACGGGCAUGAUCUCCGUCAAAAGUUCAGCAUGAUGCUGGUUCUCAUGGCCAAUGACUCCAACGGUCUGAUCUUCUACAACGGACAGAAGUCUGAUGGAAAGGGAGACUUCGUCUCUCUGUCCCUGAGCAAUGGCUACUUAGAGUUUCGCUACGAUCUGGGAAAGGGACCGGCUAUUAUCAGGAGUAGGGACCAGAUGCAGCUGAAGGUGUGGAACACCAUCAAGCUGGAGCGCUCCCUCCGCAAAGGCGAGAUCCGGUUGAACGAGAAAGCAACUUCAGGAGAGUCACCGAACAAGCACACAGACCUCAACCUGAAAGAGUCGCUGUUCGUCGGUGGCGCUCCCGAUUACAGCAAACUAGCAAGAGUUGCUGCACUCACGCAGGGAUUCAAGGGAACCAUCCAGAAGAUCAUGCUGAUGAGCACACCCAUCCUGCGGGAGGAGAACGCCCUGAACUCCAGUAACGUGGCCAUGUUCCACGGUCAUCCGUGUUUCCAGGAGCCCUGCCAGAACGGCGGCCGCUGCCACCCUGAGCUGGACGGCUACGACUGCUCCUGUCCCAGCGGCUUCUCAGGGGACACGUGUCAGAACGCUAUCCACGAGAAGUCGGCCGGAGAGACGGAGGCCAUCGCCUUCGACGGACGGACCUUCAUCGAGUACCACAACGCCGUGACCAGGAGUGAAAAGGCUCUGCUGGUCAACAAGUUUGAGCUGAGCGUGCGGACCGAGGCCACGCAGGGUCUGCUGCUGUGGAGCGGGAAGGGCGUGGAGCGCGCCGACUACAUUGCGCUGGCCAUUGUGGAUGGCCGGGUCCAGAUGACCUAUGACCUGGGCUCCAAGGCUGUGGUGCUGAGCUCAUCGGUGCGUGUCGACACCAACCGCUGGAUACGCAUCAAAGCCAGCAGGGCGCUUCGAGACGGCUCUCUGCAGGUGGGCAACGAGGCGCCAGUGACGGGCUCGUCUCCUCUCCGAGCCACGCAGCUGGACACAGACGGAGCGCUCUGGUUAGGCGGCCUGGAGGUGCUGGGCGUGGCGCGGCGGCUGCCCAAGGCCUACAGCACUGGCUUCGUAGGCUGCAUCAAGGAUGUGGUGGUGGACGGGGUGGACGUCCACCUGGUGGAGGACGCCUUGAACAGCCCCAAAAUACUACACUGCUCUGCAGCCAAAUAACCAGGAAGAGAGCGAGCACUGCGAGACCAGAGAAAACAACAAAUCAAGAAAGCCUCCCUCCAUAAUGCCCAUGUCUCCUGCUGUAACUAUUUUCUAUUUUUGUCUACUUUUCAUCACUUUUUAUAUGGGGAAAUGAUGAAAUAUGUUUUUAAUUUGUGUUGGAAUUUUUUUGCCAUUUUCUUCUGCAUUUCUACUACACUUUAUUUUUUCUUCCAUAUCCAAAUAUUUGUGGAAAAAAACUUUUUUCAUUGUAUUGAUUUAGUUGUCACCUGAAAAACGACACGUUUUGUUUUUAAUUUCUCAUUACUUGAACACAGCUCUGAUCUCUGGCUGCUGCCUUGUCUUGGUGCCAAGCAUAGCCCUCACAUCUUUGUGUAUUCGGAGCCGCAGCACCGUAUGCAUAGACUCUAUCCUGGUAUUAUUCAGCCCGCUAUAUUUUCCUAAUAAAAUAUCAACAUAGCUGCUACAGUGACUAAGUGCACUGUCCAGCCAUUCCAUCGACUCCCAUCUCACAGCUACAAAGAAAGAAAGAAACGAUAAACCCGCUCGCUAGUCGACUCUCAUCAGAGCCUUUAGUUUUUGAAAUAUGACUAACAACCGCGCCAGCGUGAUGGAGAGAGCCCUGUGUCCCACAAUGACUCUCAUUUCAUUAACCAUGAAUCAUAGAUACCCAUAAAUGUUAUAAAUAUAGACUUCUAUAUAUAAAUAAUACCUAAGACUGUGAAUAUGUAAGAUGGGUUCUCUUCUGAGACUUGUGCUUUUCAUGUACUGUUGUGCAUUCUGUUCUACAAUCACCAGAUGAACUAAUGUUGACCACUAUAAAUGCAUGCACGUCUGCAGUGUUGGUUAGAAUCUGGAUUUUUUGUUUUGUUUUGUUUUAUUGACACUCUGUUUCUAAUAUAAUAACUACUUUUACAAAAGUGUAUUUUAUUUCUUAUAGUUGCAGAAAGUACAGGAUUGGGAUUAUGCUUUAAGGUUGUGGGUUUUUUAGUUUGUUUUUGGUCUUUAGUGUUCUGUUUUGUUUAUUGGGAACUGUUAGUUUUUGCAGGAACACGAUGAGCUGUUACCGGAUCUGACCUUAAGGAGGUGCUAAAAGCAAAGGCUGAAGAAGAAAGACAGAGAGGUGAAAGAAGGGGAGAGAUACAACUCCUGGGAAUAUCCUGUAAAAUACUCAGCUGUUGUCACUAAAAGACACAGAGAGAAAUUUAAAAAGAAAACAAACUCCCAUAACUCUUGGGACUCCAUUCAUUUCCUUUUUUUAAUUCCGAGAACAUUCCUGGAGGAACAGAUUUUAGCUUCGGCUGUUGAGUGAGAGUAAGACGGGUGACGGGUUGAAGGAGAAGCUGGUACGUUCUGAAGCCAUAACAGCCACAAAAAUGGACAAGAACAUCCACAAUCCCACAGAACUCUGCUUGUUAGCAUAGCAAGGCAACGGACUGUUGCAACACGGAGCCGAUCGCAAUAAACUGAGCUGACUGACUUAAAGACACUUGUUUUGAUAUGAGAACCUUGGCAAUAUUCUGAGACUAAAAUCAUGCCUGUUUGUGACUGAGUAUCAAUGGUCUUCUACUGUUUUUACUUUCUCACUUCUGUUUCUCUUUGAAAUAAUCAGGCCACUUGUGUUUUUCUUUGUUGUGUUUUGUACAGCCCCGCGGUUUUAAAAGUGUAAAUUAAGCAAAAGUGUGAUAUGUGGAGGUUUCUGUUUUAGUGAUAUACACUGGAGCCAUGUCUGACUUGUCGAUACACUCAUGGAUUGAUAUACUUCGACGUGGGAGCGAUAUCAUCACCCUGAAUUUUAGCGUUGUGUUGUGUGUGUCCAUGCUCUGGGAACCCCUUUCUGGUCUCCCAAGACUGGGUUUUAUUUUUAACAAGCUAUAUCUUGGAAUCGAACCCAAAUGGGUUGCUCCUGUGUGGCUUUGGUGGAAACUGAAUUGCCUUAAAAACAACCUGCCACCUUUGCUGUGAGCAGGCCAUGAAGACAUCACCUCAUCUUACCGUUUCCUUACUUUUAGCCAGUGUAUUAGCCUCAUUCCAAUAAUGUAAAUGGAGUAAUACAUGAUGAUAAUAUUAGUAAUAAUCCCAAACAUAAAAAAGAUCCCAGAGGGUUUCUGCAAAAAUGUUUUUUUUAAUCUAUUUACUGUUUUUUCUCUGUUUUCUGUUUCUUAUUUAUGUCUCCAUGUGGAUUAUCCUCCAUGUCUGACCUCUGUAAACUAAGUCUGACUGUGCAGACCUCGUCAACGGGCAUCGCACCGAGUAACAGUGGCAUGACCUGAACAUUACUAACUUUAUGACCUUUGUCUUGUGUUCCUACCACCAUUAAAUAAAAACAUCAACCAGA